AUGUAUAAGUUGCAAACCAUGAGUGAGCAGGAACAGCCCACCUACACAGAUUUGAUAUUACAAUUCGGCGGUUCAAAUGAAUUCAUUUUGGAUACAGGUGGUGGCAUCAUCACAGAAGAAGUGCUGUUAUCCGUGUACCUUCGGGCUGCUACCCAUCCAACUUGGUAUAACUGGGCCCGACUCUCAAAAGCGGUCAAAGCAUUGUUGAUGGUGAGAUCAUUUCCAGAUUUCUUCAUUCCCAUUCCGUUUCUGGAAGCCGAAAGUAUAACAUCUAACCUGGGUCUGGCCCCUAUGCGUGCAAUAAGUCAAUUCAUGCCAUGA
Molecule: messenger RNA, 321 nt
Organism: Echinostoma caproni
Lineage: Eukaryota; Metazoa; Platyhelminthes; Trematoda; Plagiorchiida; Echinostomatidae
Source: the annotation of a GenBank genome assembly